CACGAUUUUUUUAAUUACUGACCGCCAAGAAUUGGACCGACAACUUUACGGAUUUUUUACGGAUUUUCCCUCUCUACUAAAUUCUGAAAACAUUAUUCCAGUUUCUACUGUUCGUGAGUUAGCAGUUGUUUUACGAAAACCCAAUCAGGGCAAAAUUAUCUUCAUUAUUCUUCAUAAGUUUCGCCCCCAAAAGUUCCAGGAUUGGUUAGAUAAAAAUGAGAAAGAGUUUAAGAAUUCUCAUGGUGUUUUUGUUUUCGUUGAUGAGGCCCAUCGCUCACAAAAUUUGAAAAUUCAGCCCGAGAAGCCCGAAAAAUCUACCUACGCUGAAUUUGGUCCUUCUCUUGAACCUCUCCAUAGUUAUUCUGCCAAAGAAGCUCGAGAGGACCAAGUAAUUGUUAACAACAUAUACUACGAACCCUACCGCCUUCGUCCUGCUAAUGAUUUAAAACAAAUGGUCGUUAAAAUAAAAGAGGACUAUGAAGAAUUAAGCAAAAAAAUUCCCAAUCCUAAGUUCCUAGUCACUUUAAGUAGCCAGAAAGAGGCUAAGAAAUUUUGCGAGUUAUUUUGUCAAGAAGAGAAAUACCAAAAAGUUGUUUGUCUAAUAAUUUCAGAAUCUCCAAAAAGUAAAGAAAAGACUCGUGAAUUUAAAAACAAUGAUUUGCCUAAUAUAGCUAUCGUGGUUAGGAUGUUGACUACCGGCUUUGACUUGCCGGUUCUCCCGAUAAACAAAAAAGUUGGACACAUUAUUGACUUUGCCGAUAAUAACUCAGUUUUAGAAGAAGCUAAAAAAAAAUACUUCGGAAGUGAGAAUUUACUCUUAACUUCUCCCGCCGAAGCGAUUGCUUCCUGCUUGGCAGAACUACGACAAAUACUAAAUAAUGCUGCAAAUCUCAGUUUUGAGGCUGCAAUUGGCUAUUUAUUAAAAAACAAAAAAGAGAAAGAAUUUACUCACUUAGUCAGAAAAAUUGAAGAAAUAAUUAUUUCUCCCCAACAAAUUGCGGAUGAUGACCAAGAAUUUUUUACUAAUUGCCAAAAGAUUUCUGUUUCUCUUGCCCAAUUUUCUGACCCGCCGCCUCCCACUUCUUCUCCACGAUUGCGAGUUUUGCCGGUCAGCGAAGAUGAUUGA
Messenger RNA from Racocetra persica, 1126 nucleotides. NCBI's taxonomy places the organism in Eukaryota, Fungi, Glomeromycota, Glomeromycetes, Diversisporales, Gigasporaceae. The record is from the annotation of a GenBank genome assembly.